AUGUCUGCAAAGAAGUUUCUCGUCGCUGCGUUGAGCUCCGUAGCUCUCGCUGUUCCUUUUGAAAAUGUAGUCGAAGAACGUCAGGCAGCUUGUGCCUCCGCCUGGGGACAAUGUGGUGGUCAGGGGUGGACUGGUGCUACAUGUUGUGUCAGUGGGAGCACAUGCAACAAGUCAAAUGAAUAUUACCACCAGUGCUUACCCGGUACCGCGACAACUACUGGCACAACUACUGGUCCUACAUCAGUAUCUUCCACUGCUAAACCUACAACUACUAAGCCAACAACUACAGUUGGAAGUACCACGACCAAGGUCCCUACUACUACUGCCCCAGUCGGUAGCGGCACAGCGGAAUGGUCAGGAAACCCAUUCUCAGACGUCAAUAUGUGGACAAACUCGUACUAUGCAUCAGAAGUUUCUGCAUACGCCGUUCCCACUUUGGGACCUGGCGCAGCAGCGGUUGCAAAAGUACCCAGCUUCAUGUGGCUAGAUACUAGGGACAAGGUUGACCUGAUGGCGGAGACUUUGGCCGACAUUCGUGCAGCUAACAAGGCCGGUGCUAAUCCCCCUAACGCUGGAAUCUUCGUUGUCUAUGAUCUGCCCGAUCGUGACUGUGCGGCAGCAGCCUCAAAUGGCGAAUAUUCUAUUGCUGAUGGGGGCGUUGCGAAAUACAAGGCAUACAUCGACGCGAUCGUCGACUUGGUCAAGACUUACUCUGAUAUACGACUACUCCUUGUUAUAGAGCCCGACUCAUUGGCCAACAUGAUCACCAACUUAAACGUAGCCAAGUGCUCCAAUGCUGAAAAGGCUUACUUGGAAUGUACACAGUACGCAAUUAAAAACCUGAACUUGCCUAACGUUGCUAUGUACUUGGAUGCGGGACAUGCUGGCUGGUUAGGAUGGACUGCGAACCUGGCGCCGGCUGCUAAGAUGUAUUCUCAAUUAUACAAAGACACCGGGUCUCCCAAGGCGUUGCGUGGCCUUGCUACUAACGUCGCCAACUACAAUGCCUGGGAAAUAAGUACUUGUCCAUCGUACACCCAGGGCAAUACCAACUGCGACGAGUCCCGUUAUGUCAACGCUAUGGCUCCUCUACUUAAAGAAGCAGGCUGGGACGCUCACUUCAUCACAGACACUGGUCGCAGCGGAAAGCAGCCCACAGGACAACAGGAAUGGGGCCAUUGGUGUAACGUUAUUGGAACGGGCUUUGGCCAACGUCCGUCAGCUAACACGGGCAGCGACCUUCUGGAUGCUUUCGUCUGGAUAAAGCCGGGUGGUGAAUGCGAUGGUACUAGCGACACGAGUGCUACAAGAUACGAUUUUCACUGCGGCCUGUCCGACGCACUGAAGCCGGCCCCUGAGGCGGGUUCGUGGUUCCAGGCGUAUUUUGAGCAGCUUUACAAGAAUGCUAAUCCUCCUUUCCAAUGA
Messenger RNA from Daldinia childiae, 1425 nucleotides. Its product is annotated as Exoglucanase 2. The record is from RefSeq and is a predicted model, not a curated record. NCBI's taxonomy places the organism in Eukaryota, Fungi, Ascomycota, Sordariomycetes, Xylariales, Hypoxylaceae. The transcript is spliced from 5 exons. Gene Ontology annotation, biological process: cellulose catabolic process. Gene Ontology annotation, molecular function: cellulose binding; hydrolase activity, hydrolyzing O-glycosyl compounds. Gene Ontology annotation, cellular component: extracellular region. The coding region runs from base 1 to 1425 and encodes 474 amino acids.